GCCAGUGGCAUCGACGAGGUACAGCAUCAAGGAGAUGAGACUCGGGCUAAAGGAGGAAGAAGAACUGGGGAGGGUUUGCUACUACAAGGAGCAGGUGGUGGCUUACAACCUUUCCUAUGCCAAUCACACAGUCAGUAUCAGUGUGACAGUUGUGUGGCUAAACAUGUCAUCCAAAACUAUACUCCAAAGACAUCAACAUCUUCAACCGCUGUUGCCUGGUUAGGGAGUUGGGUCUCAUUCUCUCUAUUAAAGAUAUUUGAUAGCCUCGGUUUGGGAUGCAUCGACAGCCUUCUCUCUUCCACAAAACCUCUCAACCUCCAGAAUUAACAACAAGACUUCAAUGGUGACUGCCCAACCAUCUCGCAACCAAGAAACCCUCUCUAAACUGAAGCAUUCCCAACAAUACUGUAGCUAUGGUUUGACUAUCUUCUUCGAAUCAAUGCUGAGAUGUGAAGCUUGGAGUUGCGUAAGCAAUCUAAUCUCUCUCAAUAUGUGGAAAGGGUUGCUCACACGUAGGCAACAUUGACUCACUUGACAGUGUCAACCAUCAUCUACGUCAGCCUGAGGGUGAUAUUCGAUUUUGAUGACUCAUCUCGCAUCGAUAUGAUUAUCUAUUUUCUAAAGGAAAAGAAAACUUGAUUUCCUAAGAAAAGAUGGUUUUAUUAUGAGGUGCAUAAAUUGUGAACUUGAUCAUCUACAUGAUUCCAGAAUUUACAUGGCUUACCAAGAAAACUUGGAAAUGGGUGGUUCUCAAUUAAAGCUAAAGAACUGGAGCUGUAGGAAACUACUACAACCUUUGACAGGCAAUGCAUGAACCCUCACUUGUGUUUGACAACCUUCCCAAUGCCACAUAAAGUAUCCAUCCUCUCGACACCAUUUUCAUGCCUCGUUAGCCUCACCCACCCCAUCUUCAUCGCUUCCUUUGCUGCCCCACAGGAUUCUUCGCUCUACUGGUCAGAUCAGGAUUCCCUUUUCCUAGUACAGUGUCCAGCGAUUGGCCUUAAAGAAGGCCGAUAUGUGAGCUUUUCAGGUUCCUACCAACAUUUAAUCUGUGGUGAUUCUUAGUCAUACCAAUCGAACGGCUGGAGACGAAGGAAGGCAAGCCAAGGAACUCCCUACCUGCUCCCCCCGUCCCCUAUAUGUACCGUUGAUCUCGGCAGUGGUGCCAUCAGAACGAACGGACUUCAACUAGAGGUCGACAUCAUGAACUCCGGCAACCAAACCACCCUCUUCUCCUACAGCUUCAAUGCUUCCACCACCGCUAAUGUGGAGAUGGCUCGGAUCUUGACGGAGAUCCAGGUCUUGGAGCUCCUCUUUGCCAUCUCCAUAUUUGUGACCAUCCACUCGCUGAGGCAAGGGACGGUUCGUGGCCUUGCGGUGUGGCCGGUGGUCGGCAUGUUGCCGUCCCUCCUCCUUGGCCUUCGCAAAGACAUCUACGAGUGGAUCACCGGCAUGAUCGACCGUCAGGGCGGCACGUUCAUCUUCUGCGGCCCGUGGUUCACCAACCUUCACUGUGUCAUCACCGCAGACCCUCGAAACUUGGAGCACAUGCUCAAGACCAAGUUCUCUAACUAUCCCAAGGGCGAGUACUUCCGCGACACGCUCCGGGAUCUCCUGGGCGACGGCAUCUUCAACGCCGACGACGAGACCUGGCGCGGGCAGCGCAAGACCGCCAGCCUCGAGUUUCACUCCUCGGCGUUCCGGUCCAUGACGGUGCAAUCCCUGUUGGAGCUCGUCCACUCGAGGCUCCUCCCGGUGCUGGCGGAGGCCCACGAGCACCGGAAGCCUUUCGAUCUCCAGGACGUGCUCCUGCGACUGACCUUCGAUAAUGUGUGCAUGAUCGCCUUCGGCACCGACCCGGGCUGCCUGCGCCCGGGGCUGCCAGAGAUACCUUUCGCCAAGGCCUUCGAGAACGCCACCGAGGCAGCCACCAUACGCUUCCUGACUCCGACGUCCAUAUGGAAAGCUUUCCGCUACCUCGACUUCGGGAUCGAGCGAUGCCUCCGGCAGUCCAUAUACCGCGUAGACGAGUUCGCCUACGAGGUGAUCCGGAGGAGGAAGAAGGAGCUCGCAUCGGGCGAGCCAGAAAAGGCAACCAGAUCCGACAUUCUGACGUCGUUCACGAAGCUAAGUGACGAAACCGGGAACCCAUACUCCGACAAGUUCUUGAGAGACAUAUGCGUCAACUUCAUACUCGCCGGCCGCGACACCUCGUCGGUGGCCUUGGCCUGGUUCUUCUGGCUGCUGAGCCAGCACCAGGAGGUGGAGGACAGAAUCCUCAAAGAACUAAGGGAGAUAAUAGCUGAGAGGGAAGGGGAAGGAGAAGGAGAAGGUGAGUUGGUGUUCAAGCCAGAGGAAGUGAAGAAAAUGGAGUAUCUGCAUGCAGCCUUGAGGGAGUCUCUCAGACUGUAUCCUUCAGUGCCAGUGGACCACAAGGAGGUUGUGGAAGACGAUGUGUUCCCUGAUGGCACGGUGGUGAAGAAAGGAACAAAGGUGCUCUACGCGGUCUACGCCAUGGGAAGACUGGAGAGUAUAUGGGGGAAGGACUGCAGGGACUACAAGCCGGAGCGGUGGCUCAGGAAUGGGCGCUUGGUGAGCGAGUCAGCGUACAAGUUCCCGGCGUUCAACGGGGGGCUGCGGCUGUGCCUGGGGCGGGACUUCGCCUACUACCAGAUGAAGUUCGUCGCCGCAUCCAUCCUGCACCGCUACCGGGUGGAGGUGGCGGCCGACCACCCCGUGGAGCCCAAGAUAGCGCUCACCUUGUACAUGAAGCACGGCCUGCUGGUCACCCUCCGCCAGAGAGACGAAGCUUAGCUCCCCGAGAAGUAAAAGAGUGGAGAAGACGAAUUAAGCCAAGCUAAUGGCGUGGCAGCUGUGCAAGUGUGAAAAGUAUGUCGUAGUAUUGGUGUGUUUCUGUGCGAUCGAUAUUCGAAGCGUGCAAGUAUGAAAAGUAUGCUGUAGUAUCCCAAGAUUGGAGUGACCGUGAUAGCAAGAAGUAUAUCAUAUCUUUAAUGUCUGUACUUUUAUUUAAUAUCUAUCUAUCUAUCCUCAUUCAAACAAA
Molecule: messenger RNA, 3061 nt
Organism: Musa acuminata AAA Group (dessert banana)
Lineage: Eukaryota; Viridiplantae; Streptophyta; Magnoliopsida; Zingiberales; Musaceae
Product: cytochrome P450 86B1-like
Exons: 3
Coding region: 1204-2814 (536 amino acids)
Molecular function (GO): heme binding; oxidoreductase activity, acting on paired donors, with incorporation or reduction of molecular oxygen; iron ion binding
Source: RefSeq, a predicted model, not a curated record